Molecule: messenger RNA, 1017 nt
Organism: Linum tenue
Lineage: Eukaryota; Viridiplantae; Streptophyta; Magnoliopsida; Malpighiales; Linaceae
Source: the annotation of a GenBank genome assembly
AUGGAGGUACUAGCAUCCGUCUCACCGCACCCACCAGCUCCGACCACCGCCAACAACAGCAACAGCCCAUCCCCCAAAUCCCCAGAGCCCGAACCCGAGACGCCCACCCGGAUCCAACCACCCAAGCCGCUCUCCUUCACCAACGGAGUCCUCAAACGCCACCACCACCUCCGCCCGCCGCCGCCGCCGACCGCCGCCGUCGCCUAUAAGGAAUGUCUCAAGAACCACGCCGCUUCUUUGGGCGGCCACGCUUUGGACGGAUGCGGGGAGUUCAUGCCUUCCCCCAACACCACCCCCACCGAUCCCACUUCAUUGAAAUGCGCCGCCUGCGGCUGCCACCGCAAUUUCCACCGCCGCGAACCGGAAGACAACCCCAACACCCAUAAUCCUCUUGCUCUGCCGCCGCCGCUCGCCGCCAUCGAGUACCAUCCCCACCACCGCCACCACCCUCCGCCGCCAGCGCCGCUUUCGGCGGCGCCCCCUCGGAGCCCGAAUUCCGCCUCCCCGCCUCCGAUCUCGUCCUCCUACUACCCUUCCGCCCCCCACAUGCUGCUGGCUCUGUCCGGGUCGGGACCCGGCGAAAACCCGAACCCGAAUCUCGCAACCGUUUCCCCACACCAACACGGCUCGUCGUCGAGGAAGCGGUUCAGAUCCAGGUUCACCCAGCACCAGAAGGAGCGGAUGCACGAGUUCGCGGAGCGGGUCGGGUGGAAGAUGCAGAAGAGCGACGAGGAUUUGGUGCUGGAAUUCUGCAACGAGGUCAAGGUAGAUAAAGGGGUUUUCAAGGUCUGGAUGCAUAACAACAAGAACACCUUCGCCAAAACCCGGGUCAGUGGUAGUAGUAAUACCAAUAAUAGCCUAGACCACCACCACCACCACAGCGCCGGCGGAAUCGCCGGCGGCGUGAGUAAUAACGGAGAUGGGUCGAAUCAGGGCAACAACAACAACCACUACCACCACCGUCUGUUUGAGAGUGAUAAUGUCGGUGGUGCUAAUGGGUCAUCUUCAUCAUCUUGA